GCGCUGCCAGUGCUGGUCAGCCACGGCUCCGCCGACGAGCAGGUCGGCUUCGGCUGCGGGCGCGAAGCGGCGAGGCUGCUCGCGGAGGCCGGGGCGCGCGUGCAGUUCCGGGCGCACGAGGGCCAGACGCACGUCGAGUCUGGCUUCGGCCCGGGCAGGGAGGAGGCGUUGCGCUUCUUGGCAGAGGUCCUGGGGAACGGCGAGGAGUGCCGCGACUGA
Prorocentrum cordatum is the source of this 219-nucleotide messenger RNA. NCBI's taxonomy places the organism in Eukaryota, Dinophyceae, Prorocentrales, Prorocentraceae. The record is from the annotation of a GenBank genome assembly.